This is a messenger RNA of Alternaria arborescens, 1713 nucleotides long. RefSeq names its product Pre-mRNA-splicing factor. The transcript has 2 exons. Lineage: Eukaryota; Fungi; Ascomycota; Dothideomycetes; Pleosporales; Pleosporaceae. The coding region runs from base 1 to 1713 and encodes 570 amino acids. Gene Ontology annotation, cellular component: precatalytic spliceosome; catalytic step 2 spliceosome; U2-type spliceosomal complex. Gene Ontology annotation, biological process: mRNA splicing, via spliceosome. The record is from RefSeq and is a predicted model, not a curated record.
AUGUCAGGCGCAACUGCAAAGGGCAAGAAGCAGGCGAACAAGAACGCCUAUCGCCGGGCAAAGAAGAAGCAACAGCGCUCUGAGACCCCAUCGGAAGCCGGUGACUCUGCGCGUGAGAGCGAAUCUCCCGCACCACAAAGCGACAGCAAUAACGAAGCACAGGCGGUCAAGCCCGCGAACCUUCUCACCGUUGACGAUAUCGCAAACCAAUACGACCUUGACGACCCCGUGUUUGAAGAAUACAAGAGCGUAUUCGAAAAGUUCAGGGAGCCGACAGAGGAGGAGGCGGCGACCAAGGACGAGGAGAAGCCAGAAAUCUAUCUCUCCGACGACGACAUCCCUGACGAGGACGAGGACGAUGGGAAGCCCAAGCUUUCCAAGAAGCAGAGGAAGCAGAUGAACAAGUUGUCGGUCGCACAACUCAAGUCGUUGGUUCCCAGGCCUGAGUUGGUCGAGUGGACGGAUGUGUCAUCUUCCAAUCCCCAGUUGCUAAUCUCGAUCAAGGGAGCGAAGAAUGUCAUACCAGUUCCGACCCACUGGUCGCUCAAACGCGAAUAUCUCUCGUCGAAACGUGGUAUCGAGAAGCCUCCGUUUGCCCUGCCCAAGUUUAUCCAGGAGACAGGCAUUGCAGAGAUGCGAGAUGCGGUUUUAGAGAAGCAAGCAGACAUGACGAUGAGGCAAAAGCAGCGAGAACGCGUGCAAGGAAAGCUCGGCAAGCUCGAUAUCGACUACGCGAAACUAUACGAUGCCUUCUUCAGGCGACAAACGAAGCCAGAGUUGACGCGAUAUGGCGAAGUCUACUACGAGGGCAAGGAGUUCGAGACCAAUCUGGUGAACCUCAAGCCUGGUGAGCUGAGUGAGGAGCUCCGAGAGGCACUCGGAAUGGCUCCAGGCCAUCCGCCACCUUGGCUCAUCAACAUGCAGCGCUUCGGCCCUCCGCCAUCCUACCCCAACAUGCGCGUCCCUGGUGUAAACGCACCUAUCCCACCUGGCUCUUCUUGGGGUUUCCAGCCUGGCCAGUGGGGCAAACCCCCUAUCGACGAUGCUGGUAAGCCACAGUUUGGAGGCGAUCUUUACGGGACAGCCAUAUUGGAAGAGCAGCAGCAACCAACACACGUCGGUGAGCCUGUAGAGCGCGGUAUCUGGGGAGCACUACGAGCCGAGGGCGAGAGCGAAGACGAGGAAAGUGACGAAGAAGAGGAGGAUGAGGACGAGGACGAGGAGGGGGGUGACGAAGACGCGUCUGGUAUUCAGACAUCCAUGACAACAGCAUCCGCCAUGCCAUCAGAGAUUGGAGGUGCAGAGAGUAUCGGUGGAGAAUUCCAGCUCCGAAAGCAGCGGAAAGGAAUCGAGACGGAAGAGCCGGGCAUCCCACGCAGCGCAGGUACAGUGCUUCCCGAAAAGAAUAUUUCGGCGACUGGGUUUUUCGGCGGCGAGCACGCUUAUGAUCUUGACGCAGCUAGGCGCGAUGCGCUCGGCAACGCACAGAGGAAGCGCAAGGCUGGGGACAUUGACGUCUCUGUCGACGUUGAUCAGUUGGCAGAUAGCGAUAAGCUUGACAAGGACGCGCUAAAGAAAGAGUAUGAGUCAAGGCAAAGAGCCGAAGCACAAGGGCAAUGGCAGAGUAUCGAUCAAGAUGACUUGGCGGACAUGAUCAAUCAGGAGAGCAGGAAGCGUGCGAAGAGGGAGGAUGAGCGAAAGACCAAGCGCUAG